GAAAGCUUGUACAUGGUAAAUGGCAACCCGUUCCGAGGGCGCAGCCCUCCCCUCUCUCUCCCAUAAAUAGUGCGCAAACGAACGGGGGAGCGGAGUGCAAGGCAAGACGCUCGCUGCAGCCUAGAUCCGCAUCGCCGGAGAGCCUCUACAUCACGGGAUGGGCCAGUGGCAUCCUAAUCUGAGCUGAAACGGUCACCCGUCACGUCCAUCCUUGACUAAGUGAAGAGCAGACAACCGCUGUCCACCCUCAGCGCUUUUCAUCUGAAUGGAAACAUGGACGCCUUCCACGGAGGCUUUUUGACUCAACAUGUCCAGAAGCUAUGAGCCGGGUCACUCAGUAGGGAUGUUGGCGGCGGUGGAACACGGUCCCAUCCUGUGCAGCGACUCCAACAUCCUGUGCCUGUCGUGGAAGGGUCGCGUGCCCAAGAGCGAGAAGGACAAGCCGGUAUGCCGCCGCCGCUACUACGAGGAGGGAUGGCUUGCCACAGGCAAUGGCCGCGGCGUGGUUGGCGUCACCUUUACCUCCAGCCACUGCCGCAGGGAUAGGAGCACCCCCCAGAGAAUCAACUUCAACCUGAGAGGACACAACAGUGAGGUUGUGCUGGUGCGCUGGAAUGAACCCUUCCAGAAGUUGGCCACGUGUGACAUGGAAGGAGGAAUUUUUGUGUGGAUUCAAUAUGAAGGGAGAUGGUCAGUGGAGCUUGUCAACGAUAGAGGAGCUCAAGUGAGCGACUUCACGUGGUCACACGAUGGCACUCAAGCUCUGAUCGCUUACCGCGAUGGCUUCGUCCUGGUAGGCUCGGUCAGCGGCCAGAGGCACUGGUCCUCUGAGAUCAACCUGGAGAGCCAGAUCACAUGCGGCAUCUGGACGCCUGAUGACCAGCAGGUGUUGUUCGGCACAGCCGAUGGCCAGGUGAUCGUGAUGGAUUGCCACGGACGCAUGCUGGCGCACGUGCUGCUCCAUGAGUCGGACGGGAUCGUGGGCAUGUCCUGGAAUUGCCCCGACUUCCUGGUGGAGGACAGCACCGAGAGCGACACAGACACGGACGACAACUUCUUGCCUUUAGUGAGGCGAGUGAAGCCUUUGCUGACUGUUACCUUCUUGUCGGGGGAAAUCAGCUUGAUGAGCAAUUAUGACGACCUUUCUCCUGCCGUCAUUCGCUCGGGUUUAAAAGAUGUGGAAGCGCAGUGGUGCUCCCAGGGUGACCUCCUUGCUGUAGCUGGCAUGGAGAGACACGGGCUGACCUCUGACGCCGGCGUGAACAGGAACGCUCUGGUUAAGUUCUACAACGUCCAAGGGGAACAUAUCUAUACUCUGGAAACGCCUGCUCAGAGGCCCAUCACCACUCUUUGCUGGGGCCACCGGGACUCACGCCUAUUCCUGGCGUGCGGUCCAGCCCUGUAUGUGGUGCGCGUGGAGCACCGCGUGGCUAGUCUACAGCUGCUGUGCCAACAGGGGAUCGCCAGUGCCCUCCGAGAGGAAAAGGAUGUGGGCAAGCUUAACAUGCCUUCGCUGCUCUGCUCCUAUGUCACCACCGCCUUCAUACCCACCAUCAAGCCCCCAAUUCCAGACCCCAACAAUAUCCGAGACUUUGUCAGCUACCCCACAACAGGCAACGAGCGGCUGCACUGCACCAUGAAACGGGCGGAGGACAGCCCUGAAGCGGGUGGCCCGUGCUACACUCUCUAUCUGGAGUACCUGGGAGGGCUGGUGCCCAUCCUGAAAGGCCGACGCAUCAGCAAAUUGAGGCCUGAGUUUGUCAUCAUGGAUCCCAAAACUGAAAGCAAAACCGAGGAAGUGUGCGUCAACUCCAUGAUCUCAUACGCCGACAGCUGCAACUGCUCCGACUCUAGCGACGUGGAGCUAAGUGAUGAAUGGGUCGGCAAGAGGUCACCAAAGUUCUCACGAGGGAACAGAAUGAACUUGGAACCGCGCAAAUCUCCAAAACUAAACCGCGCCCACCAGGAGGGGCAGCGGUCGCCACGACUGCCGUCCAAGAAGCCUAUGGCUCGAUCCCCAAGCCUAACACGAAGGGAGUUUUCAAUGGACGGACUCACUGAGCACAAUUACCUGGCUCAGGUCACUUCAAAUAUCUGGGGAACAAAGUUCAAAAUUGUGGGACUGGCCUCAUUCUUGCCUACCAAUCUCGGCGCAGUCAUCUACAAGACAAGUUUGCUUCACUUGCAACCGCGGCAGAUGACCAUUUACCUCCCGGAAGUGCGCAAGAUAUCACAUGACUUCAUGAGCCUGCCUGUCUUUAACCCUAAUGUGUUCAGCGAGGACGAGGAUGACUUACCAGUGAUGGGCUCAUCGUCAGGAGACAACCCACCCUGCACUGUCAACAUUCCUAUCGCACCAAUCCAUAGCCCAGCUCAGGCGAUGUCUCCCACUCAGAGCAUUGGCCUGGUCCAGUCUCUCCUUGCCAAUCAGAACAUCCAGCUCGAUGUCCUCACCAACCCCACAACAAAUGCAGCUGCUGCUGCAGCAGCGACUGCAUCCGUUUCUGCCCCGGUUUCCGACCGCAGCCAGGAGCCUCCUGUUGCUACUCCAUAUCCUGUUACAGGCAGAUAUUCAAACCCGGGACAGGUGAUCUUCAAUGGACUGGAGAUGGGCCCACUUCUCCCCGGUACACUGCCACCCCCGCCACCACCUCACCAUCUCCCACCUCAGCCACGGUCCCAGCCGCCUCGACAGCAACAGCAGAGUUCCAGGCAGCAGGUGCAUACUUUACAGGCCCAGCAGCAGCAACGGCAUCAUCUUCAGCAGCUGAACCAUCAGCAGCCAUCACAUCAGCAGCAGCACCAGGUCCAGCAGCACCAGCAAAUUUUGCAGAAUCCACCACUGGUGGCAGGGGGGCACCAGUUCCAGCAGCAGCAGCAGAUUCAGCAGCAGCAGCAGCAAAUGCAAAUGCAGCAUGAGCAAAUGCAACAGCAGCAGCAGCAAAUGCAGCAGCAGCAGCAACAGAUUCGCCAGCAGAUUCAGGAGAUGAGGCAGCAACAGCAGCAGCUCCAACAGCAGCACCAGCAGAUCCAGCAGCAGCACCAGCAAAUGCAGAGGCAGCACCAGCAGAUGCAGCAGCAGCUGAAGAUGCAAAUGACGCUCCCCCCGGCACCCACUGGCUACCCAACCAUCUCCCUACAGCAGAUACAUCUCUUGCCACCACUUCCUCCGCCACCUACCACUGAGCCCGCACUGAAUCGAGAUCACAUGUUGAAGCCAAGCUUGCCCCGGACUUUACCCCCUUCUUUUAGUACCAGAGAUGCUGGAUCCGUGGAGAUUCAGGUUCGUAAGGUAAAUCCACCUCCUCCAUACCCAGGUACGGUAGUUUCGGUGCCGGCCACAACAGAGGCAACAGCCCAAACCCUGGUCACAAACUGCGAUAGCCCGAGCAUCCUAGCUCCAGACACCUGCCUAAAGAAAGAUGACUUUUUGCUUCAGCCAGUGACCAUACAAUACCCCACACCUCUAGGGUAUGAAAGGAUCACAACGUUUGACAGCAGUGGUAAUGUAGAGGAAGUUUGCCGUCCCAGGAGGCGCGUCAUUCGCAAUCAAAAUGCAUAUACAGCCCAUGGUUCGGCCACGCUCAAGGUCACCUCCUCUGAGAACAAAAAGAUUCAUCUUCCCUACAGCUCAGCAACACUCAGCCGCCUGUCAGUCCCACGGUAUUCCAUACCGAGCGGCGACCCACCCCCUUAUCCUGAUCAGUCCAAUCCAGUUCCCACUACCCUGGCUCCUCCACCACCGAGAGUGGAAAGCAGUCUGAUUCAUGCCACUCUGCGCCGCGACCGCCGUGAUGUGACACUCAAAGUUCCCGCUAUGAUAGACAGUUCUAGGACACUUCCUACCAAGGCCAAGCUAAACAGCGCCAUAGGUAUGACAUACCAGCAGAGGAUGCCCGCAGCGCUGUACACUUGCACACAGUGCAGCAGCAACAGUAGCAGCACGAGUGUUAGCGUCAGCGGUGGUGGGACAUCCAGUAGUGGCAUUGCGGGUGGCACGGUAGUCAGGCAGGACUUCCCCCCAGGGAAAGGAGCACACCACAGCACAAUCAUUGUGCACUCUAAAAGCGCUUCCCAGUCAUCCUAUAGCCUACUGGGUUCCAUGGAAACCAGCCGGGACAGAACCGUGUAUGUCAACUCUGCCUUCACGGAGGAUGAGACUCUGAGUCAGCACUGUCACUUGGACAAAUCAGUAAGACAAAUGACCCUCGGGGAGGUCGGCCUCACGGCAAAACGCCCUCCACCUUACCAGUGGGAUGCCUCUGCUGCAGAGGAGUUCUGGCUAGCCCCGGAGCAAACAUUGCUGGCUCCUCCACCUCCUCCUCACAAACCCCCUCCUCUCAUUCUUGGCCAGGCCCAGCACUUGGAUAUGACCCAGCUCCCGUUCAUUCUAACAACUAAGCCACCAUCUAAUCCCAGCACGAGCACCCUAACUUUUCCAUCGGGCUACCAGAUAUCGCUCUCCCCCUUCCCUCCCAGUGUGGGCCACAGUAGACCCCCCAUGCAGACCUUACAGAAUUCCUCCCCACAGUGUGCACCAAACGAAGUAGUUCUUCCUGUCCCAUUCGCUCAGCAGGACUCGAAUUUGGUUUUAUCGACAGGGUACUCCACAAGUCUUGCUAACUUGGCAUGCUGCUCCCUGCCCCCUAUGUACCCAGGAGCCAGCUCCUGCGCCGGACUUCAGCUGCACCCUGUUAACCUGCAUCCCUGGAACCCAUACCCCUGCCCGCCUCCUAUGCAGGACCCUCCCGCACCCCCUCUCCCAACCAAAACUCAUCAGAUUUUAGAAAAGCCCAUUCUCUCACCACCACCUCCGACUGCGCCACCUCCACCACCCCCUCUCCCUCCACCACCGCCACCCACCGAGUUACUCUCCACUAAAUGCACCUCCGAGGAUCCGUCUGAGUCAGGCAAUGGUUUUCCUGAGUCGACAUCCCUCAAUGAAAGUCCUGUGCCACAGGAGUCAGACCGCUUCAACAAAAAAAGUCGCAAGAGACUGGACAGUCGAGCCGAAGAGGCCAACAUGUCCUCGGUGUCAAGAAAGGACGGUCGCACACUGUCAGAUUUCAACUCUCUGAUUUCUAGUCCACGACUGAGCAGUAGAGAAAAGAAGAAGCCCAAGGGACCCCGGGAGCAGCUCAACAGAACCAAAAAGAUGAGUAGGGCCACCAACGAGUUUCAGGACAGCUCGGAGAGUGAGCCAGAGCUUUUUAUCAACGGCGAUGAGCUGAUGAACCAGAACCAAAGUAGCAAGAAGAGCUGGAAGAGCAAGCGCAGCCUUCGAAUGGCCAGUGAGCUGGAGGAGAUUAAGUGCCGCAAGGCCAAUGAACGGGAGGAUCGCAGUUUAGGUAGCCAGGGCUUUGUCUAUGUGAUGGCCAACAAGCAGCCUCUGUGGAACGAAGCCACGCAGGUCUACCAGCUGGAUUUCGGAGGUCGGGUCACACAGGAGUCCGCAAAGAACUUCCAGAUUGAGUUGGACGGACGACAGGUGAUGCAGUUUGGACGCAUUGAUGGGAACGCCUACAUCCUGGAUUUCCAGUACCCCUUCUCAGCGGUGCAGGCGUUCGCAGUGGCCUUGGCUAAUGUUACUCAACGUCUGAAGUGAUUUUUUUUUUUUUUUUAGGUCCAGUUACCACAAUUCACAUGACUACACUAACAACAUGAGCACUUUGACAUGGUAUGAUGAAUGUUUGAAACAUCAAAAUAUAAAACGAGCCUCCCACCAAUAAGCUACAUUUGAACUAGACGCACCUUCUGAAUAGAAUUACAGUAAAUGGUUGAAAUAUACUUAUGUAAACAACAGCCACAGUGUUACAAAUUCUCCAUUGAGAGUCAAUAGCAUUAUACGUGAGAACUUUUGAAAGAAAAUAUUGUUUUUUAUCAAGAUAGCAAAUAUAUUGAUGAGAUUCAUUUAUUCAAAAGUUGGUCGCACCCAAUGAUGAAUGUAUUUACGAGUGCCAGAGUUGUAUUUUUUUUCACCAUACAUGUUAUUUAUACAACAAGUGGUGCGUGCAUUAUCAGUCUUAUUAUAAAAUCUUGAAAUUGAAAUUCUCCUUUUGUUCAUUUGCUGCCACUGAUGGCAGUCAACAUCCAGUGGCAGCCAAUGACUUAACCAAUCAAAACAAAUUUGGGGGAUUCGUCUAUCACCACGUGAUGCACGAAAAGGUUUCAAGGAGUUAUGCCCAAAAGCAGAUCUCAAGCCAGCCGUGCAGGUUUGAGGUGGGUAUUUUGGGGCCAUAAAUUCGAGAGUUUGUGCUUCGAAAAACUCUUCAGUGGCCCAAACAAUCCCCAGUCGGAUGCAACUGUAGAUUGCCAAGUUUUUUUUGGUCCUAUACCAUGGAAAGUUGAAUGCUUGUCAUUCCUCGCAGCUUUAAGUUUAUCAUUGUCAUGGCUGCAUGCGUGCAAUUAUGCGUGCAAAAAAAAAAAAAAAAAAAAUCAAAGCAAGAGAUGACUUUGUGUUGCUGUUGUUUUGACCAGGUGCUUGUGACGCUACUUGAAAUAUUCUAUUUGAAUGUGUCAGUCAGUAAUAGCUAGAUGUGUGCUGCAAACUGCAAAAUAAGAUCAAAGGCUGCUGCUUUGUUUUUUUGGACUAGAGGGAAUCACCUCUAUUCAUGGCUAAUAUUGAAAAUGUGCAAUUGUCCACCGCCUCUGGAAAUAUCCACAAUUAGUUAGGGAUGCCACAAGAUGGCAACAAAGCCCUUUUUUUUAAUUAGACAUGGUUUAAAAAGGUUCUGGAACUGUACAGUUCCAAUUUAGGCACACAAUUGUACUUUUGCACUGAUUACCUCAUUGGCUGCCAUUGUCGGUGAUAGACAAACUUGAUCUGUUCUAAAAAUAAACUUUUUACACUGACUACACAGUAACUUUGGCAUAUUACCAAUUACAACUAUGAAACUAGGGAAACAAAAGUAUCAUCAGCAAUCUUCCUACUGUCGUAACUCCUAUAUUGUUAUUUCAAAAAUUAACUCAUUGGCUACCAUUGAUGGCAAUAGACAUUUAUUCCAUUUAGACUGGGUGGGCUAGCAUCAAUUAAUCACUGCCAGGUCCUCCAAGUAAAAAUUGAUUGGAUGUCUAUUGCCAUCAAUAACACUGAAACCAUCCCAUUUCAAAUGGAUUUGACAUUUAUCCCUGUCAAAGGCAGUUAAUGAGUGAAUGAGAUUUUGGAGGUGAACUGUUAGAUCCGGUGCUAAUGUACAAUAGAACUGUGUCUAUAUUAUUCAGUAUGUCAUGCUGCUUUAUAGAGUUGUGUGUGUGUGUGUGUGGUUGUGAUCAGUAAUAUUGUUUUCUAUAUAUUGUAAAGUUUUCUUUCUCUUUCCAAUUUGUGAAAAGAAACAAAUAAGCCAAAUGGGACCAUAACUUUACAUUUGACAUAGACCUGUGGACUGAAGACAAAUAAAUAAAUCAAAAAUGAUUUAUUCGUAACGUUUCUAAUUCCACUUUGUCUUAUUUAAUUUCCAAAUGAAAAUACUGGAGCAAUGAAGAAAAAGGAACAUAGCAUACCGUAGUUAUUUACAGUGCUGG
Corythoichthys intestinalis (scribbled pipefish) is the source of this 7521-nucleotide messenger RNA. RefSeq names its product TUB like protein 4b (gene tulp4b). Bases 308 to 5605 code for a protein of 1765 amino acids. The record is from RefSeq and is a predicted model, not a curated record. The transcript has 16 exons. Gene Ontology annotation, molecular function: protein binding. NCBI's taxonomy places the organism in Eukaryota, Metazoa, Chordata, Actinopteri, Syngnathiformes, Syngnathidae.